AUGUCAAAUUCCAGUGGGCUAAACUCAUCUUGUGAGGAGUUCAUCGCUGACGAUGUAACUUCUAAUAGAUCUAAUAACACAAGAAGAAUGUUAAUUAAAGAAUAUAGAAAAAUAGGCCACGGUGCUUUUGGUACCGUUGUUCAAGCUUAUUUAACUCAAGAUAAAGAACAAUGGUAUGGUCCCUUUGCCAUCAAAAGAGUACCUGCUCAAACAGAGUAUAAAUCAAGAGAAUUACAAAUUUUAAGAAUAACAAAUCAUCCAAAUAUCGUUAAAUUAGAAUAUUUCUUCACCCAUACUUCUCCUUUAGAUAGAAAAGUUUACCAACACUUAGCUAUGGAAUGUUUGCCUGGAACUUUGCAAAUGGAAAUCUCACGUUAUUCAAAUAAUAAUUUACAAUUACCAAUUAAGCAUGUAAAAUUAUACAGUUACCAAAUUGCAAGAGGUAUGCUAUACUUGCAUGCAUUAGGAAUCUGUCAUCGUGAUAUCAAACCUUCAAACAUUUUAGUCGAUCCUUCUUCUGGUGUUUUAAAAAUUUGUGAUUUUGGUUCUGCUAAAAAGUUGGAACAUAAUCAACCUUCAAUUAGUUACAUUUGUUCAAGAUUUUACAGAGCUCCAGAAUUAAUUAUUGGUUCUACUCAGUACACUACUCAAAUAGAUAUUUGGGGUUUGGGAUGUGUAAUUGGUGAAAUGCUUAUAGGUAAAGCUGUAUUCCAAGGUCAAGAACCUUUAUUACAAUUGAGAGAAAUUGCAAAGUUAUUAGGCCCUCCUGAUAAAAAAUUUAUCUUUUUCUCAAACCCUGCUUAUGAUGGCCCCUUGUUCUCAAAACCAUUGUUCUCAGGAUCUCCACAAUCUCGUUUUGAAAAACAUUUUGGUCAUGCUGGUCCUGAUGGUAUAGAUUUAUUGAUGAAAGUCCUAGUUUAUGAACCACAAUCAAGAUUGUCUCCAAGAAGAAUACUAGCUCACCAAUUCUUUGAUGACUUAAGAAAAGAAGAAUAUUUCUUCCCAAGAGGUGAAACUCAACCUAUUCGUUUACCACACUUAUUCGAUUUUAGCGAAUUCGAAUCGCAGGUACUUGGAGAAUUCGUAACAAAGAUCAAACCGGAGACCGAAGAAGAUAGUUGA
Messenger RNA from Vanderwaltozyma polyspora DSM 70294, 1122 nucleotides. It is a transcript of the gene MCK1, whose product is annotated as serine/threonine/tyrosine protein kinase MCK1. Gene Ontology annotation, biological process: signal transduction; protein phosphorylation. NCBI's taxonomy places the organism in Eukaryota, Fungi, Ascomycota, Saccharomycetes, Saccharomycetales, Saccharomycetaceae. Bases 1 to 1122 code for a protein of 373 amino acids. Gene Ontology annotation, molecular function: protein serine/threonine/tyrosine kinase activity; protein serine/threonine kinase activity; ATP binding. The transcript has a single exon. Gene Ontology annotation, cellular component: cytoplasm. The record is from RefSeq and is a predicted model, not a curated record.